AUGAGAAACAAUGAUCCUUACCUAGGGAUGUCCUCCAUUGAAAUUAUAGAACAAAAUGACCGGCCCGGUUCCGAAAUUGCUCACCAGCCGUUGAACGUGGAUAUUAUCGAAAUUACAUCUGGAAAUGAGGAUCUGACUCCCGCAAAAGCGGCAACCCGGUAUACCUACCCUUCUUCGCCGCGAGCCUGUCACAAGUCAAGCCCCCUAAGGACAAGCGUUUAUAAUUCCGAACCAUUGGAUCACUCAGUUGAGCUGUCUGCCGCCUUCCAUGAUGACACCACAAUAGAUGAAACAAUAUCAGAGAGCAGCUUUGCACCUUUAGAAAGGCAACAAAACGCAGCCGCAAAUAAAUCAAAGGAAUCAUCUCCCGCGUCGCUAAUUUCAUUAAACAAAUCAGGCCCUACGGGCAUAGACGUGCCUAAGAAACUUGAAUCCGCCCUUGACCAGAUUAUAAGCGAGGACAUUUUUUCUUCGGAUGCGACAGAAAAUAUGUCUAGAUUGGCCCCUGGUGAGCAAGCUCCUCUGAGUCUCAAAGCGAUGGGUCAUAAAUGGUCCCUGCGAGAUGGUGAAAAGCUUUGCUUUUCUGAAAGUGAACAAAACGAAGCUGAAAAAGUCGCCGAAGUUCCCUCAGCAAGAAAUCUUUUUGUGAAGUCUUCGCAGUCUGAAGCGAGCAUCGCUCUGCCUCAUGAUGACAGAGGGCAGAGUUUCAUUGAGAAAGAGCAAUGCUCUUCCAGCACCAGAAGCCGGUCGAUUUCAACAGAUAAUAAGGCUCCAGCAUCAGUUAUUUACCAAAUGAACGAUGCUAUCGAAUACUCUUCUACACCGGAGCCUGCCAAAUCACACGCUUUAGAUCAGAAUCUUGUGCGUCCCCCAAACAGCACUGCAAAAGUCAGUUUAAAAUAUUCAAAAAAAAGAUUGCAUGAUGAGACAAGUGAGGCGCUCCUUUCAAAGGUUGGGGAUAGAAACGCUAGGCAAAUCCAGAAAUUUGUCGUACUCGGAAGGUCUUUUACAGAUGAAGAGUCGAAAUUGGAGAUCAACAAAAAUCUCGCAACAGGCGCAGGGAAAAAAGAGUUCAAUGCCGCGAAUAAACUUGUAAAGGAACCCUCUGUUUUAAAAGAGGAAAUAUCCAUUGACAUUAAUGAAUCAUUAUAUCAAUCGUUCUUGGAAGAUGGAGUGGACUUACGAGAAAGACUGUCACCUGCCCAGAUUCUGCAUACUCACACAGUAAAUCCGCUUAUGAAGCUGCGAAGAAACUGCAAGUCUAUCUACGAUUACGAACACGGAAUCUUUUACCCGAUAAAGGAAACUUUGGUAAGUGAAAGUAUCUCCAUAUUAUAUUACGAUGCGUUAGAGUUUUUUCAUCAGUAUACUGUUGAUAAGUUGCGACUUAAAAACUUCAUUGAAGGGUGUAAAGAGGGUGGCCAACUUGUUCUUAUAAUGGUCAAUGGUUGCGACAGUUUGAUCAAGGGGCUCCAGAAUCUGGAAAACCGACGAUUUAGGCAACAAAUUAACGAAGAGUUAGGAGGAACAAGCCCAAAGAGAAAACGGGGAAAUAACAAGAGUUUUAGCAAAUUGGAGGAAUUGAACAUCAAACCCACGGACGUGGAAAAAGAAAUCGAAAGCAUCGCUAUAUUGAUGAAGGUUCAUUUCUUCUCAGUUGAAACUAAACAAGAUUUUGCCGUUUGGAUGAACAAUCUUUUGGUUGUUGUGGGAAGGAAGCGAUAUGACCCGAUAAUCCGACACCAGGAUUGGUCUCAUAUCAGUCUCAGAUCUGCACACGACCCUCAAGACGCAUUGAGCAAAACCGUCGAGCAGCUUGAUCAAAUGACAAGGCUCAAAGCCCAGCGAGUUGUAGCUGUUUACAAAAGCUUCCAACAGUUGUAUGAAGAUGUCAACAAGGGUUAUUUAAUUAGUGGAAAUGAUGGUAACUCGUUAAUGGGCGGUGCCGCUGAGAAAGCGAUGGCCACGUUACUGACGUCUGAAAAUCCAGAAGAAUUAAUAUAUCUUGAUUAG
This is a messenger RNA of Lachancea thermotolerans CBS 6340, 2013 nucleotides long. It is a transcript of the gene MMS4, whose product is annotated as Mms4p. NCBI's taxonomy places the organism in Eukaryota, Fungi, Ascomycota, Saccharomycetes, Saccharomycetales, Saccharomycetaceae. The transcript has a single exon. Bases 1 to 2013 code for a protein of 670 amino acids. The record is from RefSeq and is a predicted model, not a curated record.